AUGUCUCAAGAUUCAUUAAUUACUAAUGAACAAGAUAAUAAUAAUAAUAAUAAACAAAUAGAACAACCUUCAUCAAUAACAACAACAGUUAAUUCGAGAAUGAAUGGUAAUCGAUCUAAUAAUCUUGAUGAACAUAUUAAAUUAGUAAAACAAAAAAAAGAAGAAGCCGAAGUGUUACGCUUACAAAAAUUCCAAGAACAGCUGCAGAAGAAAGAACAAAAAUGGCAGCAACAGCAAUUAGAGAAGGUAAAAAAGUGGCUACAAUUACGCAAUCGUGAUACUGAUCACCGAUCACAAGUUGAAGAAAGACGAAAAAAACGUGAAGAGGAAGCUAAAGCUAAAAUUGACGAAAUAUUACGCCGAGAAAAAGAACGAGAACAAAGAACUAAUUCACAAAUAACAGGCAAUUUAAGGGGAAAUGCAUCGCAUAAACCUGAUUCUCUUAUGAGUUUGUCUACAGAUGUAUUAUUAACUCGACGAGCUAUUUCUGCACCACGUACACGAUCAAAGCAACAAAUAAUGGCAAAUCGACGCAAAUCAAAUGAUUCUCCAAUUACGACUUCAUCAGAAGAAGCUGCUGAUCAUUCAGCUACUGCGGUCAAUUCUCAUCAGCUUAAUCCAGUUGACGGACAUCGAUAUCAUCGAUCGCGUCAUACACAUGAUGUAACAAUAACAAAUGAAGAUAAUUCAGUGUCAGGUACUACACCUCGUUCAGACGCACAUAGUCGAACACGACCGGUGCCAGCAUCCUAUACAUUUUGGUUAAAUACCGGUGACAAUAAUAAUAAUACUUCAAAUGCCGGUUUCAUGCGUUCGACAUAUGCAGCUACUUGUCGAUCACGACUUAGUCGGAGUGCUGAACGAUGUCCUCGAGCUUGUAGAGCUCGAGAAGAAUUAUUAAAUAAUCCUACAACAACAGCAACAACAACAACUACUACGGGAGUAACAACGACAAAUGGUGACCAACAACGUCGAGUACAAAGUGUAAGUCGACAACAUUUAAAUGAAACUAUUCGUCGACUUUCGAAACCCAAAAAUGUUGUUAUGGCUCAAUCAGUUCAUAUUGGUGCCGUACCAACAAACGGAAUAUCUUCAUCACACUCCAGUCAUCAACUUCGUGUAUCUAAUCCACUUGUUCCUACAAAUAAUCAUUUAACUACAUCACGAGCUUCGUCUAGUACUCGUAGACAUGUACAAUCUCGUCCAGCUACCUCUUUAUCUCAUCAUGCUCCUUCUGUUAAUGGUUCUCGUACAUCAUUAACCGAUGAAUCCACAUCUGAACAUCAGCCAGUUAUUCGACAAUCAUCACAUCGUAGUGGUACUCAUUCAAAACCUCUACAAUCAUCCUCAUCAAAACCUCCUACAGCCAUAUCUACUUCUCGUUCAAAACCACCUGUAAAACGUUCUGCAAUGACUAAUUCACAUUCAUCAUCGACAUUAUCAUCGAUGACAACAUCAACUACAAAUAAACAAAACAUACGUCGUAUUAAUGGUGCAUCUCCAUCGAAACAAAAACCUGAUUCUGAAACAUUAUCAUCCGAACAAAAAUCUGAACUAGAUCUAUUAUCAUCUGAAUUAGAUCUUUUAUCAUCAGAACAAAUAUCUGAUAAUCAAAUACUAACAACAGAUAAUGAAAAAGAAGAAGAAGAAAAAUUAUCGAUGAAUGGAGAUACUCACGUAAAAGAGGAAGAACUAAAUCUUAUUGAUAUUCAAUCAACUACUCCUAAUCCUCCUCUUCCUUCUAUUGAACCAAUUAAUGUCGAUACAGUUAUUGAAAUAAUUAAUCCAACAGUAGUAGCUCCCGUAUCUAAACGUGAACCACAAACAACCGAUGAACAAGAAUAUCAACGUAAAUUAAAUCAAAAGAUUCGAGAAGCACAACAACGUUUAGAAGUUGAACGUCAACGUGAAGAAGAACGACAACGUCAAUUAGAACUAGAAGAAUAUGAACGUGAACAAGAACAAAUUCGACUUGUUGAAGAACAAAGUCGUGCUGAACAAGAACGUUUACAACGUGCAAUUGAAGAAUGUGAACGUGAAAAUGAAUUAAAACGUCAAGAAGAACAACGUUUACAACAACAACGUGAAGAAUUAGAAAGAAAACAAGCUGAAGAAACUGAACGUCUCAAUCGUGAAAGACAAGAAAGAGCUAAAAAAGAAGAAGAAGAACGAAAUGAAAGAAAAAAACGUUUAGAUUUAAUUAUGAGACGUACAAGACAAGUUUCACCAAGUCCAAAACCUGAAAUAAGUAUUAGUACAACUAAUAUUGACGAAACAAAUGGUCAUGAUCAACAACCAUCCUCAAUACCUCAUUCCAUUUCUGAUAAUCGUCUUCCAAUUUCAUUAUCAAAUGAUAAUUUUCUAAAUACAAAUAAUAAUGAAUCAACUACACCUGAAGCACCCAAAUUUAAAUCUCCAUUAAUACAAAGUCUUCUUAAUAAAGCUCGAAAUACAAGAUCAACAGAUAAUCUCACACAAUCAACUAUGACAACAUCACAAUUAUUGAUUGAAGAUCCAACAACAACAUCAACUAGUCAAACUAAUUUAUUCGAUGAUGAUGAUCAACAAGAUUCAGGUAUUAAUAAUACACCUAAUGGUCAUAGUGAUUCAUUGAAUCUUAAUUCUUAUCAUGAACAUUCAAUUGAAACAGCAACUAGUUUUCAAUGA
This is a messenger RNA of Adineta steineri, 2667 nucleotides long. The record is from the annotation of a GenBank genome assembly. NCBI's taxonomy places the organism in Eukaryota, Metazoa, Rotifera, Eurotatoria, Adinetida, Adinetidae.